Molecule: messenger RNA, 642 nt
Organism: Hansenula ciferrii
Lineage: Eukaryota; Fungi; Ascomycota; Saccharomycetes; Phaffomycetales; Wickerhamomycetaceae
Gene: ERP1
Product: Erp1p
Exons: 2
Coding region: 1-642 (213 amino acids)
Biological process (GO): intracellular protein transport; endoplasmic reticulum to Golgi vesicle-mediated transport; Golgi organization
Cellular component (GO): COPII-coated ER to Golgi transport vesicle; endoplasmic reticulum; Golgi apparatus
Source: RefSeq, a predicted model, not a curated record
AUGAAAUUAUUUUUUUGUUUAUUAGGUUUACUUUCGGUGGCUAAUGCAUUCUAUUUCCAUGUUAUUGGAGGUGAACGUAAAUGUUUUUAUAAAGAACUUUCACAAGGUACUUUACUUUUAGGUAAAUAUAAUGUUGAAGUUUUUGAUACACAAACAAAUCGUUUCAUUGCAGCUGAUUCUUCUCAACUUGGAUUAGUUUUAGAUAUUGAAGAAGUCUUUGAUAAUCAUCAUAGAGUGGUACAUCAAAAAGGUUCACCAAGUGGUGAAUUUACAUUUACAGCAAUUGAUACAGGUGAACAUAGAAUUUGUUUCCAACCACAAUCACAAGGUUGGUUAGCAAAAGUUAGAACUAAAAUUGGAGUUGAAUUUGAAAUUGGUGAUAUAGAAACUUUAGAUAGUAAAAAAAAUGAACAUGUUCAAAGUUUAACAGGGAAAGUUAAAGUUUUAAAUAAAAAAAUUUUAAAUAUUAGAAGAGAACAAGAAUUAACUAGAGAAAGAGAAGCUAAAUUUAGAGAUGAAAGUGAAUCUGUUAAUUCAAAAGCUGUUAAUUGGACUAUUAUUCAAUUACUUGUUUUAGGUGCUACAUGUGUUUGGCAAAUUAAUCAUUUAAGAUCAUUUUUCGUUAAACAAAAGAUUGUUUAA